Penicillium chermesinum is the source of this 1785-nucleotide messenger RNA. Its product is annotated as transcription factor domain-containing protein. The record is from RefSeq and is a predicted model, not a curated record. Gene Ontology annotation, biological process: DNA-templated transcription. Lineage: Eukaryota; Fungi; Ascomycota; Eurotiomycetes; Eurotiales; Aspergillaceae. Gene Ontology annotation, molecular function: DNA binding; zinc ion binding. The coding region runs from base 1 to 1785 and encodes 594 amino acids. The transcript is spliced from 3 exons.
AUGGAGCUUACCUGGCUCGCAGAUACACCCCAAUCACGGAACAGGACUCGCGCCUUGCGAGCCUGUUCCACAUGCCAACGGCGGAAGAAACGCUGUCGGCACCUCCCACAUCCGUCAGAAUGGGUAGAUAAAAAAAUACAGUCAUCCAAUCUACCAGGGCAGAUCAUAUCGAAUAAUGAUUUGAUCCCGCCUUCGGAUUCCAAUGCCCAAACCCAGCUACCAGAAGAUCCGGCCAUGCGGUCACUACCGAGUACAGAGCGAUUUGUCGGAGACUUGAACCCUGAAGCCCUGAUCCGUGAGCGACUAGAUGAGCCGGCCGGUAGCCCUCUGAAGAACCGUAUUGGCGUUUGGCUCAGAACCCCAUCAACGCAGGAUUCCGGGGCAACCGUGCAGGGUCACCAUGAGACCUCUCGCUCAGAAAAUAGACACACAAUCUCGACAUUAUUGCAACAUCGAUACACCUCGGCAUUAACAGCAUGUAACCGCCUCCCCGCAUCUACUCGAGAACCUCUCAUUGCCAUAUAUUGUUCCAAGGUCAAUCCCAUCAUCCCCUUGUUGGAUACAUCUGCAUUCCUCGAGGCUCAGGAUGAUGGUGUUGUCUCUGUGUUCCUCGAGAGGGCCAUAUGUCUUGUUGCAGCCAAAGAUCCCACAGCAAGUCCCUAUCUCCGCUUGACAGAUCAUGGAGCUUCCUUGUCGUCACGCCAAUUCUGCUCAGAACUCUACAAGGGACUGGCUGUGGCUAUGGACGCUCUGCUAGAGCCCGAUCGCGUGACUCGCAUUCGGGUCCUUGCACUCAUGUCUUUGCAUUGUGAAGGCCAUGAGGGGGCCGAGGCAGCAUCAUCGCAUCUUUGUCAAGCAAUUCACCAAGCGCAGACGAUUGGUUUGCACCUUGAUCGACCUGAUAGGGCACCCGCUGAUCCUCUAGCCCAGCUUUUCUGGAGCCUGUGGACAUUAGAUAAAAUGCAUGCCAGCAUUGGUGGCCGGCCAGUCCUACUAGCUGAUCGUGACAUCGGCGCAGAGAAGCCGAGGAGCACAGAGGCUGCUGGGGCAUUUGGUGUGGGUCUGAACUGUAUCUUUAUCGAAACACCCACAUGUCUUAUUCUCUACUUAGGACUUCUGGAGUUAUAUUACCAUUCCGUUGCCAUUCUGUCAUGCCGGCACAAACCAAACGACAGUCUCGAUAAUACCCGUAUCUCGUCUAUUCGACAAGGACUCGCAGCGGUCCGAGUCCAUUCCAUUGUGGCAUCGGAGGGUACGGGGGAUCUUCCUCCGUUACCCAUCGUGCCGUAUGCAGUUGCUCUCUCCAUGGGAGUGGCAUACCGCCAGCUCCGGUCUAGCAAGCUAAUUACGCACUCCAAGCGGGCCAAAGCUAGUUUGGAGGCAUGUUGCACGUUGCUUGAGAGCCUGAGCUCUCAGUGGUACUCCGCCGAGGCCAUGGCUCGUCUAGGGCGAAAAGCAUUGCAGCAGACAGAACGCGAUCAAGCAACUUCCAAUCCCGAGCCACCUCGAGACUCCAGAUCGGGCCCCCGGCAAGGACCGAGCGGACCUCCCGUGGAGGAGGAAUCACUUGCCUGCGAAGACCGUGUGGUAUCUGACGGGACGGCAGUUCCCCAGAUGCAUGACUUGGGUACGAGCAUGGGCCCGAUUCCCGAAAUUCAGGACCCAGAUGUGAACAUGGCCGGGUUUGCGGAAAUUGACACAUUGUUCGGGGAGUUCCUGGACCUCUCAUUACCCACGAACUUCUGGGACCCUAUUUUUGCAGAACAGGACCCGAGUGGUCCAUGA